UCUCCGUAGAUCCUGGACGAGGUUGAGAAGAGAAGGCAGAUCUCCCUGGCUGUGAUUUAUCCCUUCAUGCAGGGGCUGCGGGAAGCAGCAUUCCCAGCUCCAGGCAAAACGGUCUCUGUCAAAAGCUUCAUCCCGGAAUCUGGAACAGAGAUCAUCAACCUGACACGACCCUCUGACUCCCGCCUCGAACACGUCGACUUCACCUCACUCUUCAAAUACUUAUCGGAGGAAAACGUCAUUGCAAUUUUUGCCUCGUUGCUUCUGGAGAGACGAGUGAUAUUCCUGGCCGAGGAACUCAGUAUUCUGUCUCAGUGUAUCCAUGCUGUCGCUGCCCUGCUGUACCCAUUCACCUGGCAGCACACCUACAUCCCAGUGCUGCCCAAGGUCAUGCUCGACACAGUGUGCUCCCCAACGCCCUUUGUCGUGGGAGUACAGAGACAGUUUCGGGAACAGCUGGACGAACUACCCAUCGAAGAGUGUUUAAUGGUGGACUUGCAUUCAGGAGAGUUCUUGCAAAAAGUUGGUGAUGAGCAUGAUAUUCUGCCCCACAAGAUGUACAAGGAGCUUCUGAACUCUCUGCAAAGCCAGAGAAAGACUUGUCAGUGCAGCCAGGAGUUAAACGACAUGGUGACAAACACCUUUGUGCUGUUCUUUGUUAAAGUCAUCGGACAUUAUUCUGACCACCUUAAACGAAACCGGAAUGAAAUUACAUUUCAAGAGAAGCAGUUUCGCAAAUCUGUCGCCUCCAGAUCCAUCCGCAAGUUUCUCAAGAGCUUCAUGGUGACACAGAUGUUCUUGCUGUUUGUCCAGGAGUUACAAGAUCCUCUUUGUUCUCCAGAAGGGUUUUUUGAGAAGAAGAUAAAAGAACACCGUGAGAACAGAACUAAGGUAAAGUAGGGUAGUUUCCAGUAAACAAUGGAGCUGACAUCGGGAGAACAGUCUAAUGUCAGCCUACCACCUCACGCCGAAAAUGGCUGAUCAGCAGCAGGAGAACAGGUCACUUUGUCCUCAGGGUCAAAGACAGAGGCAGCUACCUCAGAAGCUUGUCAUCAUUGUGAGCAGCUUGUAAAUUUUGAAUGAUUGUAUUUAAAUGGACUAAUUUCAGAAAGGGCAGUUUGGGAAAAGGGGAAGUGAUGUGGUAUUGAUAUUCUUUGAAUAUCUUAAACAAUGGUUUUGUUGAAAUGUGUGUUUUUCCUCUUCUCAAACUUUUAUUUUGUCUCCUUUUUUUUAAUGAAUGUGGAUUUGAUACCAGGCAAACGUUUGAAAUCUGGAGUAAGAACAAAGAAAAUUAGGAAAUGCUGAGCAGGUUGGGCAGUGGCUCUGGAGAAAGAACCCAGAGUUAAUAUUUUUGAUCCUUCAGAAUGGAGGAAAUAUAGAAAUGCAAUAUGUUUUACGGCAGUUGAAGGGAGGCGGGCCAGGAAGUUCAAAGGAGGAAGUCUAUGAUUGGGUGAAAGCCAGGGAGAUUAAUAAGAAAAAUUGCAUGAUGCAAUAGCUACAGAAAGCAGUAAAGGAUGUUAUAUCCAGAUGACGGGUGAUUUCUGCAUAAUGUAGCAACUAAUCUCCUCUGGCUUAUCCCAGAGCUUCCAAUUUGUUGUUCUUCUCCCUCUUCCGCCGACUUGAGCAUUCUUGCAUUUUUAUCUUGAAUAUUACUGAAAAACUAUAUUUUGUUGAACCUUUUCAUUUUGCACUCUUCAGGACAAUUCGUAAAAAAUACCAAUUUAAGGAAAAAAGCAGACAUUAAUGCAUUUAAGCAAAGUUUGGCAGCUAACUGUCAGAAAUCAUAAACUGGUGCAUCCUCCAUGGUAACGUCUCUACCAAUCAGACUCCACCUGUCGACUUACAAGAUGUAACAAGGCGUAGAGCUGGAUGAACACAGCAGGCCAAGCAGCAUCAGAGGAGCAGGAAAGCUGACGUUUUGGGUCUCGACCCUUCUUCAGGAAUAUCCAGCUCUACACCUUGUUGUCUCAGAUUCUCCAGCAUCGGCAGUUCCCACUAUCUCUGAAUCGACUUACAAGAUGUGUCUUUUCUUCAGCAAUAAUCAAGUCUUCUAUGCCUAAACAACAAUUUCUAUCUAUCUUCAAUUCAGAUGGAAGGGCAUCGACCUGAAAUGUUAACUCUGUUUUUCUCCACUGAUGCUGCCUGAUUUGCUGUGAGUACAUUAGUAUUUAUGUUCUCUGAUCGAGUUGGUUACUGUACCUGUCCCGGGCCCUGACCAUUUCAUUCCAAGCUAUAGGUUGAGGAUCUGGCUGUCUGGAGCUUCUGUACAUAAAAACGUUUUGUUUCAAUGUCUCUGGGACCCCCAAAGCAUUUUAAGCGCAAGGGUUGAGUGGGAAAAUCAGCUCUGACUGUGAAAAACAAAUUGCUGGAAAAGCUCAGCAGGUCUGGCAGCAUCUUGGAGAGAAAUCAGAGUUAACGUUUCGGAUCCAGUGACCCUUCCUCAGAACUGUUAACUCUGAUUUGUCUCGAACAGAUGCUGCCAGACCUGCUGAGCUUUUCCAGCAAUUUCUGUUUUCUAUUCUGAUUUCCAGCAUCCGUAGCUCUUUCAGUUUUUAUUUAGCUCUGACUCUGCCUCUAGGGUUAGAGAAGACAGGUUAGGCUAGGAAUUUCCUGUGUUAUAUCAGAUGUUUUCUACUGUUCCCCGUUUGGAAAAUUGUAGCCUACCUGCCACUGGAUUCCCCAAUCCAAAACCAGUCAGCAAUGACCCUACCAAUGGGAAUCCACUUGUCAACCAGUCACCUGCCACUGAAAAGAUCUGAGGAGCACUGAUUGGCUGGAGGUGGUUCAACCGCUCCCACCCUCAUCCCUCCCCACAUCCACCGCCCCAACUCCAGUCCAGUCCCGUCCCCUCCCACCCCAUCCCCUCCAUGCUGGCCCCACUUGACGAGGGAGUGCUGCAUUGCCAGAGGUACACUGUCUUUCAGCUGAGACAUUAAACCAGAACUUCACCUCCUCCACAUAGAAGGUACCAUGGUCCUAGUCAAAGAUAUGAACUUUUUGCUAAUGCCUUGACCAAGAUUUGUCCCAAAGUCAACGUCCUAAAAACAGAUCAUCUGCGAUUUUUCAUAUUGCUGUGAAAUGCUUUGGAGAUGGUGAGGAAGGUCACUAUGUAAAUACACACUCAUUCCAGAUGGAGAAUGGGGUACAAGUUAAAAUUUCUCAGGCCUGAGUAUGUCUUGUCCAGUUGAAACUUGCUAGGAUUAUACUGGCCCCUGUGGUUCAUUUGUUGCUGUGUCUUUUCCAUUGAAUGUUCUGUAAAUCAGGCAGUACACUGUCAUGUUACAGAGAAAAUCUUUAAUUACACACUCACUGUCUUACGUUGCUAUUUCUGAUGUUACUGUGAAGUUUCAACCUAUGUACAAAAUAAUGUGACACACUGGUUGUAUAUAAUCUGCAUAGCAUUGGAAAUGGAGAUUUUAAAUAAAAUAAUUUUAAAUCAAAA
Rhincodon typus (whale shark) is the source of this 3439-nucleotide messenger RNA. RefSeq names its product DENN domain-containing protein 2D-like. The transcript is spliced from 7 exons. The coding region runs from base 67 to 897 and encodes 276 amino acids. Gene Ontology annotation, cellular component: nucleoplasm; cytosol. NCBI's taxonomy places the organism in Eukaryota, Metazoa, Chordata, Chondrichthyes, Orectolobiformes, Rhincodontidae. The record is from RefSeq and is a predicted model, not a curated record.